This is a messenger RNA of Parastagonospora nodorum SN15, 651 nucleotides long. RefSeq lists its product as hypothetical. Gene Ontology annotation, cellular component: negative cofactor 2 complex. The record is from RefSeq and is a predicted model, not a curated record. Gene Ontology annotation, biological process: RNA polymerase II preinitiation complex assembly; positive regulation of transcription by RNA polymerase II; negative regulation of transcription by RNA polymerase II. Gene Ontology annotation, molecular function: protein heterodimerization activity; general transcription initiation factor activity; TBP-class protein binding. The coding region runs from base 1 to 429 and encodes 142 amino acids. NCBI's taxonomy places the organism in Eukaryota, Fungi, Ascomycota, Dothideomycetes, Pleosporales, Phaeosphaeriaceae. The transcript is spliced from 3 exons.
AUGUCUGACCGCGAGUUUGGCGGCAACGACGACUUGUCGCUGCCAAAGGCAACCGUACAGAAGAUUGUUCAGGACAUACUGGCCACCGAGCCGGGCAUGACCUUUGCGAAAGACUCGCGCGACCUCCUCAUCGAGUGCUGUGUCGAGUUCAUUACCCUCAUCUCCUCCGAAGCCAACGAAAUCGCCGAAAAGGACGCGAAGAAGACCAUUGCAUGCGAGCAUGUCAAGGCAGCGCUGGAGGAACUCGACUUUGGCGAUUACGUGCCAGCGGUCCUUGAUGUCGCGCAAGAUUACAAGAAGCAGCAACAGAACCGCGAGAAGAAGCAAACCAAGAUCGAGCAGAGUGGUAUGACUGAAGAGGAGCUCAUCAAGGCUCAAGAGGAGCUAUUCAAGUCGGCGACAAACAAAUUCAAUGCGGGACCGCAAUAAUGAGUGUCAUAUUCACAUCAAUCCUUGACACAGAUGAUUCACACGGCGUUGUGGUGUUGGCCAUAGUGGUCUCGGGACGGAGUUUGGGAUAGACAGAGCCAUGGUUGCAAUGCACUGGACAUGCACGGCGGAAAUCCGAGCGUCAUAGGAUAUGACAGGAGCAUGAAACGGUGUGACCAUACGAAAGAUACGUCAUUAUGCUAGCAGUGAGCACUUCUCUGC